This is a messenger RNA of Varroa destructor (honeybee mite), 2050 nucleotides long. RefSeq names its product sulfotransferase 1C4-like. Gene Ontology annotation, molecular function: sulfotransferase activity. The record is from RefSeq and is a predicted model, not a curated record. Lineage: Eukaryota; Metazoa; Arthropoda; Arachnida; Mesostigmata; Varroidae.
UCCAUUUUUGUGCCAUAAUUUGUGCCAGUGUUAGCGUUGCUGCUGCUGCUCGAUACUGCGUGAAUGCCUAGAGCCAUGAGAAAGAGACGUAGGUGAGUUGCGCAGUCAUGUGUGUCUAUUCCACAAAUAUGACCUUCGACAGUUCACAGAACGUUCUGUAUUAGUUGGAAUAGAAUAAGGAAGCUCUUCUCGACGAUCACAGAGUCAUAGCAAUUCAGUGGUACCGUAAAGACGGUCUUAUACAGCUGUGACGGGAUUAUGACGAAUCCACGAACCGAUACUUGGACAAUGAAAAGCUAUUCAGUGGAAGAAGCCAGUUAUUGUCACUGAAAACGCCAUCAUGAACAUCGGUGAUACCCUGCCAGGUCGUGAGGAGCGGAUUGUGUGCCUGAAGCCCCUGUACCUCGACUUAGACGGUACGCGAUUGUCAAAGACGUUCACAAUCAAAAGUUGGCGGGAAGCCAUCAGCUACCAGCCUCGACCCGACGAUGUAUUCGUAGCCACUUUUCCAAAAUGCGGCACCACCUGGACUCUGGAGAUUACUUACCUGUUGAACAAUGACGGUGUUCCCCCGGCGGACCACCUAGACCGUUUACGAAACAAUCCGUUUAUAGAAGUUACGGGACAAGAAGGACCACGCAGAAUGCGUCGGCCCGGCUGCAUCAAGACACACUUACCAAGAAAUCUCGUACCAUAUUCGCCUCAAGCAAAAUAUAUUUAUGUCCUCAGAAACCCUAAAGACUGUGUGGUUUCAUAUUUUCACCACCAAACGAAAACGUUCUCGGGAUACGACUUUGCCGACGGAAAAUUCGAGGAUUUCUUCGAGCUAUUUAUGGCUGGUGAGAUUGAAUACAAUGACUACUUCACACAUCUACUCUCCUGGUAUCCACAAACAAAGGAAGACAACACCAUUUUUCUCCACUACGAAGAUAUAAAAAAGGACCCUCGCAGUGAGAUACUCCGAUUAAGCAAGUUUAUGGAUGAAAAUAUUUAUAAUAAAAUUCUCACCACGGAUUUACUAGAUAAAGUCAUCAAAAACAGCUCGAUUGACACGAUGAAAAAGGAGUUCUCAAAAUUUGAGAUUCCUUUAAAGAUGGUCGACGAUGACGCGCCAGGUAUUAAAAAUUUUAUAAUGGCAAACAUUCCUUCGAAAAUUGAAGACGAAUCUGUCGCGAAAUUUCCCAGUUUUGUUCGAGAGGGUCGCGUUGGCGGCUGGAGAGACACCCUUACACCGGAAAUGAACGCUCGGCUUGAAAAAAAAAUCCUGGAAGUGCUAGAGCCGGUUUGUCCAGAUGUUGUCGACAAGUGGCGUCAACAUGGGAUCCUGACAUCCUAACUGUCUUUCAAAUGAAACAAUGAUCACUUUCACAGAAUUGUGAUAUAUUUAUUUCUCUAUAACAGGCACCACAGAAACUAAAAAUAAUAACAAGGUCUUUUAUAUUCAAUACUCUUACACCCUGGGCUGGCCAAUAAAACCAAAUUUUAGAACAGACAUAAAGACAACAGUUCUUAACUGCAAAAAUAAGAAAGCAAAGAAAUAUUGUCUAAAUCUGAAUCUAUUAUAAAGCCUUCAGGUUAUUUAGUUGUUUAUUUCUAACGACACAACAGCACAACUUUAAAGAACAUAAGCUUACCAAAUGAUUUACUUUUGUGGUUGAGAAAUUUUACCUCAGUCAGUCGUGUAUCUAUUAGACAGCAAACACGAUGAUUUAAGGACGAUUCAAAAGUACGAUCUAUUUAUCCCUGAAUAAUCACUAGAAAUAAUAUUUUGUAAUGACAUCAGCGAACUAAUCAUAUGUCACCUAAGCUCCUCAAUGUACGAACACUUUCCAAAUGGUCGUCUCGCUUGAUGCGCUGCAGGAUCGACAAUGGUCUGUGAAUUAUUAUAGAAAAUUAAUGGGAGACGCGUAAAGCAGUAGAAUAUUUUUCUAUUUUUCAGUAAUUUACUUUGGUUUCAUAGCAUUAAUCACAUGCAUCCGGAUAGACGCUAGAGGUUAACUAUAUACUAGGUCCCCUAUUUUAAAAUAAACCUGACCAUUCAGUCGUGUUC